Molecule: messenger RNA, 1129 nt
Organism: Meriones unguiculatus (Mongolian gerbil)
Lineage: Eukaryota; Metazoa; Chordata; Mammalia; Rodentia; Muridae
Gene: Exosc4
Product: exosome component 4
Exons: 3
Coding region: 94-831 (245 amino acids)
Biological process (GO): U4 snRNA 3'-end processing; nuclear mRNA surveillance; rRNA catabolic process
Cellular component (GO): nucleolus; cytoplasmic exosome (RNase complex); nuclear exosome (RNase complex)
Source: RefSeq, a predicted model, not a curated record
CGAGACCAAGAAAGGAACGGACCGCCGGAAGCCGUGAAGGCCCGGGCCAUCUAAAGCGUCCAGCUCUCGGAGGCGGAGCGAAGGGCGCACAACAUGGCCGGGCUGGAGCUCCUGUCCGACCAGGGUUACCGGAUAGACGGUCGGCGCGCCGGAGAGCUGCGCAAGAUCCAGGCGCGGAUGGGCGUGUUUGCUCAGGCCGACGGCUCGGCUUAUAUCGAGCAGGGCAACACUAAGGCGCUGGCUGUUGUCUACGGGCCUCACGAGAUCCGGGGCUCCCGGUCUCGAGCCCUGCCUGACCGGGCUCUUGUGAACUGUCAGUAUAGUUCAGCAACCUUCAGCACAGGUGAGCGUAAGCGAAGGCCUCAUGGGGACCGUAAAUCUUGUGAGAUGGGGCUGCAGCUCCGCCAGACCUUCGAGGCGGCCAUCCUCACACAGCUGCACCCACGCUCCCAGAUUGACAUCUAUGUGCAGGUGCUGCAGGCGGACGGUGGGACCUAUGCAGCAUGUGUGAAUGCAGCCACGCUGGCAGUGAUGGACGCCGGGAUACCCAUGCGGGACUUCGUAUGUGCGUGUUCAGCUGGCUUUGUGGAUGGCACAGCACUAGCAGACCUCAGCCACGUGGAGGAAGCUGCUGGGGGCCCCCAGCUAGCCCUGGCCCUGCUGCCAGCCUCAGGCCAGAUUGCACUGCUUGAGAUGGACUCGAGGCUGCAUGAAGACCACUUGGAGCAGGUGCUAGAGGCUGCUGCCCAGGCAGCUCGAGAUGUGCACACUCUGCUGGAUCGUGUAGUCCGGCAGCACGUGCAGGAGGCCUCUAUCUUACUGGGGGACUGAGUGCCAACCACCCAAAUCCGGAAUAAAAACCUGAUCCUCUUGCUGAACACAGCUUACUGUACAGCACUUCGAAGCCACUCAGAGCCCUGCAGGGCACAGUUGGUAGUGAUGUCCAUAAAUGGAGAGGGGACUUGUGCUAGGAAGAGCAAGAGUGCGCAAGCCCUCAGACUGAGGAAUACGCCAUGCUCACACAGCCCAUCUGGAACCUGAGCACAAGGUUGAGGUAGCACUCAGCUGCCUAUGGGUGCCUAUCAUUGGAGGGGUAAGGUUAAACUAAAUAAAGUGGUUCUCAACUUGA